AUGGUGAUGUAUGUUGGUUGGUCACUAAAUUACAUGUACCAUGUUUGGCACCAAUUAUUGUGUGAAUGGAAUACGUCAUUGAAACUGGCACGUAGCAGCGAACUUUUUGAUAAAAAUAAGGAAUUUCUUAGUGGGGGAAAACUCCUACUUGAUGGCUUGGAACUGCGAAAACAUGGAAGUCCUGAUAUAGUCAUGGCCUUAGUUGGUAACAAAGCUGAUCUUCAGGAGAAGCUGGAAGUACCAGUUCAAGAUGGCAUUGACUAUGCGGAGAAGAAUGGAAUCUGCAUGUUAACAACAUACACUACAUACAACUCAGAACGGUUGAGAUUGACGGAACUGCAAAAACAUGGAAGUCCUGAUAUAGUCAUGGCCUUAGUUGGUAACAAAGCUGAUCUUCAAGAGAAGCGGGAAGUACCAGUUCAGGAUGGCAUUGACUCUGCGGAGAAGAAUGGAAUGUUUUUUAUUGAGACAUCUGCAAAGACGGCAGAUAAUAUAAAUCAGCUGUUUGAGGAAAUUGCCAAGCGGCUACCCCGCCCUCCUGCUUCAUGA
Alnus glutinosa is the source of this 549-nucleotide messenger RNA. RefSeq lists its product as uncharacterized. The coding region runs from base 1 to 549 and encodes 182 amino acids. NCBI's taxonomy places the organism in Eukaryota, Viridiplantae, Streptophyta, Magnoliopsida, Fagales, Betulaceae. The transcript is spliced from 7 exons. The record is from RefSeq and is a predicted model, not a curated record. Gene Ontology annotation, molecular function: GTPase activity; GTP binding.